AUGCUCUCGCGAUUCGCGCUACGGCCAUCGCUUCUGAUUUCGCCGAGUGUUCGUCAGUUAUCCAAGUCGGUCCUGAAGACGGCCCGUAUGGGACGUAGCGGAGCGACCGGUAUUCACCGAUUCGGUGAACAAGCUGGAAUUGGUGUGCGUACUGGGAAAACGUUGAAGGAACGACUCUUAGGACCAACUACUGGAGCACCUUACAUUUACGGUACCUAUGCGCUGGCUGGAGCUUCUGUGUUAGGCGUU
Messenger RNA from Ostertagia ostertagi, 249 nucleotides. The record is from the annotation of a GenBank genome assembly. Lineage: Eukaryota; Metazoa; Nematoda; Chromadorea; Rhabditida; Trichostrongylidae.